This is a messenger RNA of Rhizoctonia solani, 840 nucleotides long. RefSeq lists its product as uncharacterized. The transcript has 3 exons. NCBI's taxonomy places the organism in Eukaryota, Fungi, Basidiomycota, Agaricomycetes, Cantharellales, Ceratobasidiaceae. The record is from RefSeq and is a predicted model, not a curated record. Bases 1 to 840 code for a protein of 279 amino acids.
AUGGGCCGCCUGCACUUUUCGUCUGCUCCCAAAUACCAAAAGGCCGCGGAGCCAGUUUGCGAGGUUCAAACAUUUCCUACUUGGGCCGAUCAGUCUUUCGAUCCCGAGGCGGAGGUUCUUAGUGGCCAUAUGAUGGUCUACGAGGCCUUUCUUGACAGAGACGGCCGUCCUCCUCACCCGGAUGACGCCGAUGUCAUAUCAGAGCUCUCAGAGUCCUCAUCUUCCGCUGCCACCGACGACGAAGAAUAUCCAACUCUACGACGUAUGCCCCGCCUCAACCUUGCUCCACCCUCGGCUCCAGAUGUCGUACUGCCUCCAUCGACUGGCUCGAGCUCCAAUGACUUCGAGGAUUUCGUCCGCAUAGAAGUACCCCACUCUGAUCUCACAGAGAGCCGUCCGUUGGCGCUUCCUCGACCAAGUUCGCCUCUCCGUAACUCGAUUACAACCGGCGAGCUCACUGAACGCCCCCCAGCUGAAGUUUCAGAAGCAUCUCAACAGCGCGACGAUGAGGAACACUUGUUUAAUUAUUACCAGAACUAUUCGGGCGGACCGCGCGAGCGAGAACGCACACAUUACCCAACUCGGGUCUUACCUCCGAUAGAAACCAGAGGGUCUCCGGCACGUCGACUUCCGGGACAUGCGCGUUUUCUCCCUCGGGCUGAUGGACAUCGUGCCCCGCUUGCCAGUUCUUCGCUUACAAUGGACCAUCUUCACCAAUAUCCUCGCCCUCGCUCUGCGUCGGUUUCCGACGUCCUGGCGUCGGGCACUCGUGUUCCGGAGAGAUGGCUCUCGGCUGUCGACGGAACUGUCGUUUCGAGCCGAAUUUUAGCCCAGCGCUAG